Molecule: messenger RNA, 3067 nt
Organism: Ixodes scapularis (black-legged tick)
Lineage: Eukaryota; Metazoa; Arthropoda; Arachnida; Ixodida; Ixodidae
Gene: Vps50
Product: syndetin
Exons: 26
Coding region: 156-3014 (952 amino acids)
Biological process (GO): retrograde transport, endosome to Golgi; endocytic recycling
Cellular component (GO): EARP complex
Molecular function (GO): SNARE binding
Source: RefSeq, a predicted model, not a curated record
AGAGGGGUACAAGACUUGGUACAAGCGUACGUCCAGAAGUUGGGCAGCUAUCACGUGACCAAGCAUGGCGGUUUGUGGAGCUGUGUUAUGUUCCGUUUGGAAUAUUCCCAUGGCUCGCGGACCGGUGAACAAUUUGCACAAGGUAUAAGCGCACGAUGGAUAUCGCGAAAAAGCUACGGUCCUUCGUGGGAAGGCAGGGGUCGCUGCCGUCGCAGCAGAGUGGUGCUGCCGAGUGUGCCUCCAGCAGCCCCCAGGCGUCAGUGCCCAGGCUGAAGCCUAGCGACGAGACGACGUUGGUGCCCAAUCCGGAGGAGGAGGAGGAAGUGCUGGCAUGCAUCGAGGCCGUCUACUGCUCCGGAGAAGGGGACUUUGACUCCAGCCAGCACGAGCUCAAGAGGCUUCCCGAGGAGCUGGACCUGGCUGCCAUCCAGGUGGUGAACAAGGUUCUCCGCAAGCAGCUGGCGGUGGUGUCCAAGCGGGUGUCGGACCUGAUCCUGCAGAACCAGUCCUGGUACACCCUGGAGCUGCAGAGGGUCACGGAGCUGCAGGACAGCCUGGAUGACGCCCACUCCGUCUGCAUCCGGGGACGCAGGAGCCUGGCUUGCACACGGGAGAACCUGACAGCGGCCAGCCUGGGCCUGUUGGCAGCCUGUCGGCGACGGCAGCAGCUGCAGACCUUGCUCAAGUCACUGCACCUCAUCAAGGCCCUGCAAGAAACGGACACGAGACUUCGGGAACUUCUAGAGGAGCAAGACUACCCUGGGGCCAUCCAGCUUGGCCUGGCGUGCCACAGGGCUGCCAGCACCUUCAAGCACUACCAAUGCAUCAGCGAGCUGAGCUCGAAGCUGCAGGAGACCCUGGAGAUGACGGAGGAGCAGCUGGACGUGGCGCUGUCGCGCACCUGCUCCAGCUUCGACCGGUCACACUACAGCCGCCUGCAGGCUGCCUACGGGCUGCUGGGCAAGACUCAGAUGGCGGCCCACCAGCUCCUGAUGCACUUUAGCAGCGCCAUCCACAACCGGGCCUUCGCCAUCGUGCGGGGCUACGCGGAGACCCAUUCGAGCCAGGGGGACCUGCAGAAGGCACAGUACAGGGACCUCUGCAGGUGCGUGCCCUCGGAGUGCUUUCUGUCCUGCCUGCUGGACCUGUGCCAGGCCAUGUGGCAGACCAUGUGCAGCUACAAGGCCAUCCUUGCGUGGCACCAAGACGGGGACGACUCCGUGGGCUCGGGGGACGGGGGCCAAGAGGGCGGCGGCGAGGCAGAGGGUGACGGCAGCUUCGAGGCACGCUAUGUGCGGGACAAGCUGACCCAGGGGCUGCAGCGGGUCUGGCAGGACAUCCAGAAGAAGCUCACCGAGUUCCUGCUGGCCUGCAACAUGUCGGGCUUCAAGUUCAACCAGUUCAUACAGGUGCUGGACGUGGUGCGCAGACUAAUGGACAUAGGUGAGGAAUUCUGCAGCAGCAGGUCAGAAGAGUUGCAGCAGUCUCUCAAGCAGCAGAGUCUAAAUUAUUUCAAGAAUUAUCAUAGGAGCUGCCUGGAGGAGCUGCGCAUGUUCCUGGAGAACGAGAGCUGGGAAUUGGUGCCUGUGCGCUCCUCCUUCUCCCUGCUACAGCUUCAGGAGUUCUGCUUCCUGCGCCAGUCCCUGCAGGGCCGGCCGGCGACGGUGUCUCCCAGCAGCCGGCUGGAAGCGCGCAGGGAGGAGCGGCCCUGCUUCCUGGUCAGCCGGAACCCCUUCCUCAUCCAGCAGGAGGAGGAGGAAGAGGACCUCUUCGACCCACCUCCCUCCUCCCACGCCAACAACGAAGUUGGGGAGGUUGACUCGGACGACUCGGACGUUCCGGAAGAGCUCAAGAAGGACUACAUUGACGAGCUGACGGAGGAGGUGCCUCAGCGGAGGCACAGCAGGGUGGCGGACAAACAGCGGAGCCAAACGAAGGAUGCCCCCUUUGUCACCAACACAACUCUCAACAUUCUCAGGCAAUUUGGCAAAUACAUGAAGAUGAUGGACGUCCUGCACACCAUUGCCUUCGACGUCUUUCUCUGCAUGUCGCAGCUUUUCAGCUACUACCUCUACACGGUCUACAUCUUUUUUGCAAAAGAAAUGAGUGACUUCAGGGAGAACUCUCUGAGCCCCAAGGCACGGACGUCGGUGCAGAAGAUCCAGGAGGACCUGAUCCUGGACGGCCAGGGGGCCAGCGAUGGCCGCCCGGGAGAGGAACCGCCCGAGGCCAAGGACCGGAUGCCGGCCCCCCGCCUGUCUCCCGUCGUGGACCUUGGCAGCUCGGAGCAACUGUAUGGGCUGGCACAGCGGGUGGUGGCCGCUGAGUCGUUGCUCUUCCUGUCGGACCAGUUUGUGUUUCUGGUGCCCCACCUGGAAGCCCUUCUGCCCAGCACCAAGCGGUCCUCCGUGCAGGCCUACGUUCAGACGGUGUCCAUGUCGGCGGAGCUGCGCCAGCCGGCCUACAUGACGGUGGCGGCACGUGCCCUCGACUACGACCAGGUGCUAAGCCGCAUGGAGAAGGUGCGCUGGGACCUCCACGAGAUCCCAGCCCAGCACAGCCCCUACGUCGACAUCCUUAUUAGGGAGUUGCAGGUGUUCCUCAUGCGACUCUCCGAGGUGGCCAAGCUGAUUCCCAUUCCCAAGGAGGCCACGGCAGUCCUGUGGGAGCACUGCGUCCGCAUCUCUAACAGGACAUUCAUCGAAGGGUUCUCGCAGGCCCGGCGCUGCACUCCAGAGGGACGUGCCCGCAUGCAGCUGGACUACCAGCAGUUUGUGAGCAAGGUGGAGAAGCUGGUGGAGCUGCGGCCCCUGCCGGAUCGGGAGCUGGUGGAGGCCUACGUCAAAGCCUACUACCUCACCGAGAAGGGCCUGCACCAGUGGAUCACCCAGCGCGGAAAGGAAUAUGCACCCAAACAUCUGGUUGGUCUGGUGAACUGCGUGGCGCACCUGAACAAGAAGGGACGGCAAGCUCUCCUCGCCCUCAUCGAGGAAACCGACCGCACCAAGAAGUGAUGGCAGCAGCAUUUUUUAUUGUUAGGAAGUAAACAAUGAUUCUUUCGCAUCCG